AACGAACACACAAAGUUUACAGCGCGUUACAACACCGUGGUGUAGUCGACGUUUACGUGUUGCAAUGCUGAGAAUUUCAACGUGUUCGGUGAUACCGAGUGCCAGUGCUGUUGGAGUUGUGAUGCGAGAAUGCCCGGGAUAUCCAGCAGCACUGGGCUCAUCGCUGCUCGUGUCCAACCCAUUUACAAGCCCAAGCCCAAGAAAAUUGAAUUAUCCGGAACAUCCAAACCAGCUCCCUUCACCCUCCGCCCAUUCGCGGGUCUCUUCAACCCCUUCCCCUACGGCUGUUCAGUGCUGUGUAAUCAUCCAGCGGAUUGCGAGGCGAAGGAAUUCGUCAAGCGAGCCAAGGAGUCAUGGGCAACCGAGGGGAAGACCCUGCUACUGCCGACAGAAAUGGAAUUGAUUCGUGCGACACUCCUCGCUGGAGGAGUCCUGGAUUGCUCAGUGCCACAGGAAGCCCACAGCCAGGACACAGCAGCAACGACAACCGUCCCCGAGGAAUUAUUCCGAAAAUACACGGAGACAGAUUCUCGUCCACUGACUCCAACCCCUACACUGGCAAGUGGUCCCUUGACGGCUCACAGGAAUCCCCCAGAGGAUGGUCCAGCCCCCUGCAAUCCCCGUGAGCGCACCACUCUGAUCCUGGACCUGAGAACAGCCUCGCAGGAGCAAGAGGCCGAGACCCUGAGCUGGCAUGCACUGACUUUGGAGCCACCACCGAGUCCCAGAAGACCUAGUGAUAUUUCCAGACCACUUCUCCAUCAGCAGAGCCACCAGGCACGUUCAGCAGCUCCACCUCCUCCCUCUCCAGUGCAACCAGGGGCAUUUUCUGAUGGAGGAUCCUCCAGGAAUGAGGACCAGGAGGUGGAUACAGACACGGAGGCUGGCUCGCCGAUGAAGAGGAGGGGGAAAAAAUUGAAGAAGAGGAAGUGCCGCAGAGGCUCGGCCUAUGGCCAGCAGAACGAGGUGAGGGGACCUCUGGAGCCCCUGGAGACACAGGUCUCGCAGGUGGAUGACGGCUCCAGGAGGAAUUCUGGGCAGCAACAGGUGACAUCAGAGGUGGACAUCAAACCUGAGAGAGCAGUGACACCAGUGCAAGACCAUCAUCCCCACAGUUUUCUUACACCUGACAUAAUCAGGCAUCUGGGGAGAGAGCUCGAUCGAGAGACUGUUGAGGAGGAGUUCAAUUUGAGGAGGAAAAUCGCCCUGGAGGAGGCCCUCAGGGUCAAGGAGGAGACUCAGCCCAAUGUCAAGAGCUCCAGGAUUCCUGUAACAGCUCCAGUCUGUCAGAAUGCACCCAGAGUAUUCUCCAGGCAGUCAGCAAGGUUCGAACUUCUUGACUCUGGGAGUCUGGUCGCCAUGAAACCACUGGACUACCUCGGAAAAUUCGUUUUUCUCACACCGGGGAGAAAAUUAAUAUUCGGCAGGACCUUCAAUAAAUUUUACGAGGACACCAUGGAUGGACUCAGGUAUAUCCAACCGAAUGAGCUGAUGGAGGCCCUCCAGGAGGUCAUGGGAAGACCCUUCACCGAGGAGCAGAUGCUGAAAUUUGGGGAAAUCAUGGGGGAAAUCAAGGAGCCACUGAAUUUUAGAACCUGGUGUGGGGUAUGUGCUAUCUGCGAGAGACUCCUGUCGCCUCUGCCACCCCGGGAUGUCGAUCCACCUGCCUGGAUCGAAAGAGCUGACUUCGAGGCCCUGGAGAGGCGUCUCAAGUGUGUCCAGGCUGAUCCCAUGCUCGUUAAACUUCUCAGGGACAUCAGGGACCAAUGAAUCAAGUAGUUGACGCGCUUUUCAGUCCGACAAUUAUUGUAUUUAAUUCGUUUUUUCUUCAAUGUCGAUCAAUACAAUAUAGAAAAAUAUUCAAGUCUUUGGAUUUGUUAACUUAGCUUCAAUUGACACUGUGCUCUGUAAUUACGAGAAGAGGGGAAAAAUUCAAUUUGAUUCUCGAGAGAUUCAAUUAUUUUGUCACUUGAUCACAGAAUUUUUUGUACUUUCCAAAUAAAUUUCAUUUUCUUUUUUCAGUAUAACGCAUGAGGAAUCAAUCAGCGUCUAUGAAAAACGCUUUCACUUACGACCAAGUAACACCAGAAAACACCAUCAAGCGUAUCGUUUUCCACAGAUAUAAUAAAAAGCACUAAAAAUAA
Messenger RNA from Fopius arisanus, 2144 nucleotides. RefSeq lists its product as uncharacterized. The record is from RefSeq and is a predicted model, not a curated record. The transcript is spliced from 3 exons. NCBI's taxonomy places the organism in Eukaryota, Metazoa, Arthropoda, Insecta, Hymenoptera, Braconidae. The coding region runs from base 130 to 1770 and encodes 546 amino acids.